AAGCGCUACUUGGAGUUGCCGUCGUAACAACAACACAGAGACAUCAUAAAAUUUUCACACACCGACAAUGUCGAGAUCCUUAGCUGCUCUUGUUUACUUAUCCAUACUUUGCCUUCAAACCCAUCUCUCUAUCUCCGCCACGGUUCCGGUUCCUUCCGUGAACGGCGAAAUCGACGCAAUGCUGAACCGGGGCGGCGUAAUCGGAGAGGAGGAAGGAGAAGAGGAGAUGAUGAUGCCGUCGGAGAUUAGUCGGAGAGUGAUGAUGAUGCGGAAACGGUAUAUAAGCUACGAAACAUUGAGGAGAGACAUGGUUCCUUGUCAGAAACCAGGUGCUUCUUACUACGCUUGUCGCUCUGGUCAGGCUAAUUCUUACAACAGAGGAUGUAGCAUCAUUACUAGGUGUGCUAGAGACACUAACGAUAUCAAGACUUGAUAACAUUUUGCUGUUGUUGUUGUCUUUGAAGGACAUCUGAGUUUGAAAUGGAGAUGCUAUGAAGAUGCUCUCUUAUUAUUUUUACUGUGUUUGUUUGUUGUUUGUAAUGUUGUUGGUUAUGUUUGAAUAGUGAUAUGUGAUUUUGUAUGAUUUUGGCUAUAAUUGAUAUCUAUAUUCUUGGAAAGUGUUGAUUUUGGAGUGAUACAGAUGGAAGAUUUGUUGAAAUUGUAGGAUAAAGUUUGGGUUUUUAA
Capsella rubella is the source of this 684-nucleotide messenger RNA. Its product is annotated as protein RALF-like 24. Lineage: Eukaryota; Viridiplantae; Streptophyta; Magnoliopsida; Brassicales; Brassicaceae. Bases 68 to 433 code for a protein of 121 amino acids. The transcript has a single exon. The record is from RefSeq and is a predicted model, not a curated record.